AUGGCGGCGGUAGAAUUCGGCCCUCACGAGAAGAUGACGCUCGACGCGGAGCUGCUGCAAGUGCUAACCGCCGGCGACAAGGUCUGCAUGGAGGAGAUACUGAGCAGACAAGACCAUGGUGCCGGCCACCGCCGCCAGCAAACAGCCGCCCAGGGCCACGUCGCGGUAAACGUCCAUGGCGCGGCACCGGGCCGCUUUCUUCUAGGCGUGGCGAGCAACGGGAACACGGCUUUGCACCUUGUCGCCAGCCGCGGUCACGUCGAGCUGGCGACGCUCCUCUGCGAGAGGGCGCCCUCGCUGGCCGCCGCGCGCAACAAGUGCCUCGACACGCCGCUGCACUGCGCGGCGAGGUUCGGGCACGCGGAUGUGGCGGCUGUCCUCCUGCCGAGGAUGCGGGACGGCGCGGCGGAGGAGGAGUCCGCGCUGCGCGCGAGGAACCAGUCGGGCGCAACCGCCUUGUACGAAGCCGUCCGGCACGGGCGUGCCGGUGUGGUGGAUCUGCUCAUGACGGAGGUUCCCGAUCUGGCCUCCGUUGACGGCGACGAGGGUGUCUCGCCGCUCUACCUGGCGGCGUCGACUGACUCGCUCCAGAUGGUCCGCGCGCUGCUACGCCCGUCAGAAAACGGAACACCCUCGCCGGCGUCGUUUUCUGGUCCGGAGGGACGGACUGCUUUGCAUGCUGCGGCGGCUAGUAGCAGAGAAAUGGCUGAAGCAAUACUGAGCUGGGGGCCAGAAGGUCCAACGUUGCUAACCAGGGUUGAUUCGUCAGGGAGCACGCCUCUCCAUUUUGCAGUACUGUAUGGACGGCUUGAUGUAGUUGUGCUAUUCCUUGAUGGCCAUGCUUCGCUCGGGCUGGCUAGCAUUUCUGAUGGCAACGGGUCAUUUCCUCUGCACAUUGCCGCUAUGGUGGGACGAGCUAGAAUCAUGGAGGAGCUCAUACACCGAAUCCCUGACUGCUAUGAGAUGGUUGAUGGUAAAGGAAGAAAUAUUCUGCACUGUGCUGUGGAGCAUUGUCGGGUAACCGUGGUUCGCCAUAUUUGCCGGAAUGACAUGUUCUCGAUGCUGUGGAAUGCUACGGAUUCUGGAGGGAACACUCCACUCCAUCUGGCUGCCAAUCAUGGAUAUCCGAAGAUUGUCAUUUUACUACUGGAGACGACAAGUGUGGAGAUAGGCAUUACCAACAACGAUGGGACUAACUGCUAUGGAUCUUGCUCACCGUGCAAUAGCACCCGGCCGGAUAUACUAUUUCCUGGUAUUUCAAACAAGUCUUGGAUGCUAUUGGGGAGCUCAGAGGAGAGAUGA
Molecule: messenger RNA, 1302 nt
Organism: Triticum turgidum subsp. durum (durum wheat)
Lineage: Eukaryota; Viridiplantae; Streptophyta; Magnoliopsida; Poales; Poaceae
Source: the annotation of a GenBank genome assembly